UUAUCGCAACAAAUGUUUGGGAACAACAUUGUAGUCGUUGCUGAAAAUUUUAUUAGCAAGGAUAAUGUCGUUGCAGUUGGUAAAUUUUCAUUUCCCUCCACACCAUGCCAACGCGCGAGAUUGAAUUAAUUCACGGUCUAUUUUUUACAACAACUUUUUUGGUUGCAAUAUAUUGUAUAAAAUACAGCAACGACUUGCUUUGUUGUUAAAUAUUCAAUUAAUAUACCACAACGACAUCUUUGUAGCAAAAAAUAAAAAAAUAAAAAGGUAAAAAUUUAAAAGAUUGUACUAGUGGACUAGAAGCUUCUUUUUAAAGAAUGUCUUACUUUACUAAUCCCAAUUGUAAAACCCUACCCUCAUUCACGCGCCAUUAUUUCGCUUUCAUCCCGCCACCGUUCUCGUUCUCCGGCAAAGUAAUCUAGCCACUAAUUCUCACCUCAUCGCUGCAACUCUAUCUUUCUAUUGCAUUAUUAAGUAAAAAAAAUAAAAAUUGAAGUCACAUAAACUAGUAGAAAGAUGUGGGUGUCGAUAAUAUUGAGGGUGUCGAACAUUACUGGUGAAUGUUCCUUCUAGCCCUUGCGUUUUCGGAACCAGUGAUAUUUGAUCUCAAGUAGUAGCAGUUAACGAGGCUUAGUGUUUUGAUCACGUACUUCACUAGUCAAAGAGAUUGAAGUAGCAUAAUAGAAAUUGAUUACCUCUCUAAUUGUAAAAGUGUUGAUUAGCGUUGUUAACUACUUGGUGGGAAUUGAAUUUGGCUUUGAGAAAAAAGGAGUUCAGUUAUAUUUGCAGAAGACUUUGGUUUUGUGAAGGUAAAUAUGUUACACUUUGCUUAUGUCUUAGCGUAAAUGUGGAAUGUUUGAUAUGAAUUAGACAAGAAUAAUGAAUAAUACCUUACGUAGAUUUUAAAAAUAUUAAUGAAUCAUGCUGGACUUAGGCUAAUAAUUCUAAUGUUGGGUGUCUCUUAAAAUAGUCUUAAUCUUAUACAUUCAUAUUAAUAAAUGUACAUUCACUUUUUUGUGAAUAAGCAAAUUGGCCAUGUUUUUUCUUUUACUUUGCAGAUAUGACAUUGUUUUAGAUAUGAUAUGAUAUACAUGCUUCUAAACCUCCUUACAAUGUGAACUUAGGGAAUGGCUUUUGAUAAGGAAUGGAUGAAAAUUAGUGAUCAUUCAUUGCCCGAAUACAGGCAGGGUGUUGAUGGCUUUCUGAACUUUGCAUUUUCAAAAGUCACAGAAGUUCAUGAUACUACCACAACUAGAUGUCCUUGUGAUAAAUGUCGUAAUCUAAUUUGUAAAAAAAGGAGUGAUGUGAGGUUUGAUUUAUUAAAGUGGGGAAUGUAUGCAAAUUAUACUACCUGGGAACUACAUGGGGAAAUUGUAAACCAUUAUAAUGGUGGUCACAUAAGUGAAAUUAGUGACAUAGAGGGGAUUGGACAUAAUGACAGUGAGGUUAACAUGUUGGAGGAUGCUUUUGGAGUGCCAAGCAUGCAUUUAGGGCGAGAUGAGGUGGAUUCCAAUAACAAUAAUGAGGAACCUAAAGGGGAGGCAGCAAAGUUUUAUCGUUUGUUGAAUGAAUAUCAGGAGCCCCUAACAGUUGGUGGCACUACAAUGUCAAAGUUGUCUUAUAUUGUUAAAUUGUUGCACUUGAAAGUCUUAAAUAAUUGGAGUGAUAGUUCGUUUGAUAGUCUAUUGAAAUUGCUAUGCCAAGCCUGGGGAACUAGCCUUCCAGAUUCUUAUUAUGAGGCAAAAAAACUGAUUACUGAUUUAGGGCUUGAGUGUGUUAAAAUUGAUGCAUGUAAAAAUGAUUGUGUUUUGUAUUGGAAACAAAAUGCAAAGUUAGACAAAUGUCCAACUUGUGAUUUACCUAGGUAUAAAAAUAUUGAUAUUGGGCCUUCAAAAGGAGCCAAAGUGCCACACAAGGUUUUACGGUACUUUCCAUUGAGAUCUAGGCUACAAAGGUUAGAAAAACAGCCAAGGAUAUGUUGUGGCAUAUGGAAGAAAGGGUGGAUAAGAAAGGGGAAAUGAGUCAUCCUGCCGAUUCUCCUGCGUGGAAAUCAAUUGACGAAGAAUAUCCUUCAUUUGCUAGUGAUGCACGUAAUGUAAGACUUGGACUAGCUUGUGAUGGUUUCCAGCCUUUUGAUAAUUCACAGCAUAGUAUUUGGCCAGUAGUUUUGAUUCCCUAUAAUCUACCUCCUUGGAUAUGCAUGAAACCACAUUCGUUUUUGUUAUCUUUACUCAUACCUGGUCCCUCAAGUCCUGGUAGAAAUAUUGAUGUAUAUCUUCAACCUUUGAUUGAGGAAUUGAAGGAUCUUUGGGAGAAUGGGGUAGAAACAUAUGAUGCUUACUCUAAGCAGAAUUUUAAUGUGCGUGCGAUGCUUUUAUGGACUAUUAGUGACUUCCCAGCACUUGCUGAUUUGUCGGGUUGGUCAACUAAAGGUCGAUAUGCUUGUCCUUCUUGUCACAAGCACACUAACCGCACUUCAUUAACAAGUAAAGGUGGUUACUUACGACAUCGUCGUUGGAUACCUAGUAACCACAAAUGGAGAAAGGAUAGAAAGUCAUUUGACAAUACAAGAGAGAAAGAAUGUGCACCAAUUCCUUUAACUGGGGAUAAAAUUUUGACUUAUUAUAAUCAAUUUCAGCAAGAAAAGUUUGGAAAGGUUUCUGGAAAAAAAAGAAAGCGAGAUCCCUCGAAGAGCUUGUAUGGCUGGAACAAGAAAAGCAUAUUUUUUCAACUGCCUUACUGGAGAAAGCUGCUAAUUCGACAUAAUUUAGAUGUUAUGCAUAUCGAAAAAAAUGUGUCUGAUAAUAUAUUAGGUACAUUGUUGAAUAUUAAAGGAAAAACAAAAGACACAAUAAAGGCUCGUAUUGAUUUGAUGAAAAUGGGAAUUCGAAAUGACCUCCACCCUAUAUUAGAGGGAGACAAAGUACGUGUUCCUGUAGCAUCAUACACUUUAAACUCAAAUGCCAAGGCUGCAAUUUGUGACAUGUUUGCAAGUAUCAAGUCUCCUGAUGGAUACAUGUCUAAUCUUUCUAGGUGUGUAAGGGAAAGAAAAAAUAAAAUUUCUGGUUUGAAAAGUCAUGAUCAUUAUGUAUUUAUUCAGCAGCUUCUCCCUCUGGUAACUCGUGGUUUUUUGUCAAAGAAUGUAUAUGAGCCUUUAGUCGUUUUCGAAAUGUUUGCUCCAAAAAAUUAACUACAGUGCAAUUGAAUGAACUUGAAGCUCAAAUCCCUUACACAUUAUGCAAGCUCGAGAUGAUUUUUCCUCCUGCUUUUUUUGAUGUGAUGGUACAUUUAGUGGUGCAUUUGGCUUCUGAAGCUAAAAUUGGAGGUCCUGUACGGUGUAGAUGGAUGUACCCAGUUGAAAGGUACCUUCGAACCUUGAAAAAGUACAUUCGAAAUAGAGCUCAACCAGAAGGUUGUAUAGCAGAAGGAUACCUCGCUGACGAGUGCUUAACAUUUUGCUCGAGAUAUAUGAGUGAUAUUGACUCAAAGUUCAAUCGUAAAGGAAGAAAUGAUGAUGUUGUUGAAUAUCAAGAGGAUGAUUUGAACUUCAAUCUGGAUAUAUUCAAACCUCUUGGACAUCCUUUUGGACAAGGAGUGCCAUUACAUCUUGACUUCGAAGAAUGUAAUCAAAUUCAUUUGUACAAUCUUCUAAAUUGUGAUGACCUCCUGGAUUUUGUUAAAGAACACAAGUUAGAGUUAGAGAAGGAAAAUGCUAGAAAUGUGGAACGGAGACACAAAAGGCAAUUUGCUGGUUGGAUAUAUGACCGCGUGCGUAAACUCUAUUAGGAUGGGAAAAUUGAUGAGAAAAUAUAUAAUUUAGUUUGUUCUCCUUCAAGAGUUGUAAGGCGUUACGCUGGAUAUGUUGUAAAUGGUUUUCGAUUUCACACCAUUGAUCGAUGCGAGAAUAGAAAAACUCAUAAUUGUGGGGUAAUGCACUUGGGCAGAGGAUAUAAGGUGGAUGACCAUGGUUUCGUUAGUGUAAAUAAGAGGGGUUCUUUGAAAACAGAUGAAGUGUAUGUCUUGGAAUCACAAGUGGAGCAAGUAUUUUAUAUUCAAGAUCCGAAAACUGAUGAUUGGCAAUUUGUUAUAAAAACUCAACCAAGAGAUCUUUACGAUAUGCCAAGUAAAGAUAUUGUUGACCAAGCUGAGAUUAAUGACCAGGUUGUAGAUGUAGAGGCAUAUCAACAAGUGGAAGUCGAUGAGGCUGUGUUUCAUAGUUUAAGCCAAGCAAAUGAUGAUUUUUUAGUAGAUUCAUUAGCUACUAGCACGAUUUGGGUCGGAUGAUUUCAAGAAAGUAAGUGAAAGAAAUUCCAGAAAUCGCUUGUCUAAGAAUAGAACAACACAGACUACUGGAAACUUAUCAUUUGCUGAAGUCGAAGAUAUUCUGACUCAAGAAAACAAUGGAGUUAAGCCACCUGCUGAUGUUAUUUGGCUUAUCGAGCAUACAAAAGAAAAUGACGAGGGCGUUUUGGAGUGGGCUGAUGAAUCUCGUUCGAAGGAGAUACAUGAACAAUUAAAAGUUGUUGUUGCUGCACAUGGUGAAUCAAAGACUCAAGAAGAGAUUCUUCUAGAUGUUUUGAAACCAAGAUCAGGGUACUUUCGUGGAAAGGGAACUGCCUUGCCUGGCUUCAGCAAAGGAAGACAUCAAUUAGAGCAUCAAAGCUUAAUACGUGAGCAACAAAAGAAAAUUCAGGAGCAACAAGAAUUAAUUAAGGAGUUGCAAGAGAAUCAGGAAAGAACUACCAAACAAUUAGAAGAGACUCAGGAAGCAACAGCAAGACAAUUACAACAACAAAAAGAGGAGACACAACGUGCAAUGAAUGCAAUGAAGGAAGAAUUACUCAGAGCACUUGGUAAUAGAGUUGCAAGUUAAACAUCAAAUAUUUCCAGGUUAUGUUGGAGAAGUAUUAGUAAAUGCAUGGAGAAAGUGUGCAGAUGAUAUGUAGUAUAGGUUUUAUUUUGCACAAUGACUACUUGUUGGACAUGACUUAGUGGAAAGAUGGUUUACUCUAUUAUGGUUGUACAUUGGUGGGAUGACUAGAAAAUUAGCCUUUUGGAACAAAGAUGGAUGUAAUCUUUUGGGAGAAGUCAUGUUUAAUGUUGACUUAGACUAUUAAAUGUAUAUAUUUAUCUAAUCUUUUGGAUAUAAUCACUUGUGUUAUGUUAAAUAUUACACAUGUUAAAUAGAUAUUAACUUAUUAGCAAUUUACCUA
Messenger RNA from Chenopodium quinoa (quinoa), 5213 nucleotides. RefSeq lists its product as uncharacterized. The transcript has 11 exons. Bases 1976 to 3190 code for a protein of 404 amino acids. NCBI's taxonomy places the organism in Eukaryota, Viridiplantae, Streptophyta, Magnoliopsida, Caryophyllales, Amaranthaceae. The record is from RefSeq and is a predicted model, not a curated record.